AUGUCUUUGAACACGGGCAGCUCGACGUCCGAAGAGUCCGUCUCGACUUCGGUGAGGCGAGCCCCGCCUCGACCCAAGAUUCAAGAUUUACCGGAGGGUAUGGACCCGACCAAGUUCUCGACUCUGAAGAAAUUCCAUGUCGUCUUCGUCGGCACGUGGUUCACCGCCAACAGCGCCAUCGGGUCCUCUCUGCCGUCCGGCGCAGUGAGCUGGAUCGCCGAUGACUUCUCCGUCACCAAUCCGACCCAUCUCGUCCUCCUCAACUCCUUGUUUCUCGUCGGUUACUCUGUCGGCCCUCUAUUUUUGGGACCCAUGAGUGAGUACGCCGGCCGCUCGCGCGUGCUGCUCGCAGCCUACGUCGGCUACUGCAUCUUCACACUCGCUUGCGCCGUCGCACCUUCAUAUCCCGCCCUGCUCAUCUUCCGCCUCCUCGGCGGCGUAAACGCCGCAUGCACCAACGCCGUCGUCGGGGGCCUCUUCGCCGACAUCUACGACGAACCGAUCCAGCGGGGCCGCGUGCUCGCCUACUUCAUGACGGCCACGACCAUCGGACCGCCCCUGGGCCCCAUCAUCUCCGGCUUCGCCUCAACCAUCGACUGGCGCCUGACCUUCUGGAUCGGCCUCGCUCUCCUGGGCAUCGGCCUCCCUGCCCUCAUCACGCUGCCCGAGACCCAGGCCGAGAAGACCAGCCGGGACGACCCCGACAUGCCGGCCCUCACCAAGACGGAGACACUGAGCGGCAACAUCCAGGUCAUCUUCGCGCGGCCCUUCACCAUGAUAGUGCGGGAACCCGUUGUGCUCUUCUCCUCGCUGUACAUGGCGCUCGUCUACUCGAUCCUCUACCUCUUCUUCCAAGCCUAUCCCAUCAUCUUCCAGGGCGUCUACGACAUGGAGCCCGGUUUCGUGGGCCUCGCCUUCCUGCCCGUCCUCGGCGGUUCGGCCGCUGCCCUCGCCAUUUUCAUGUGGUUCAGCGCCUACCACGCCGCCGCCCUGCGCCCGCGGCGCGGCCUGGACGCGUCAGGACGAGUACCGCCGCCUGCCCCUCGCCUGCAUCGACUGUCCCUCUCCCUCUUCUGGCUCGGCUGGUCCUCCCGCGCGACCGUCCACCCGGUCGUGCCCAUGAUGUCCGGCUUCCUCUUCGGCGCCGGCUACCUCCUCAUCUUCAUGGCCAUGCUCAACUACCUCACCGACGCCUACCGCCAGUUCUCGGCCUCGGCCCACACGGCCGCCAGCACGACGCGCUCCGUCUGCGCCGUCUGCCUGCCCCUCGCGACGCGGCCCAUGUACGCCCGCCUCGGCAUCGCCUGGGCCUGCUCGCUGCUCGGCUUCGUAGCCCUCGCCAUGGCCGUCAUCCCCUUUGUCUUCAUCCGCUGCGGCCGGUCCAUUCGCGGCCGGAGCCCGUUCUGCCAGCAGGUGCUCGCGCUCGAGCGCCCUGCGGAUGACACCGAUGAGGAGGAGGCGAGGGGGGAGGAGCUGCGGAGCCCGGGGGACGCUGAAUGCGUAGGAAGCCAAAGCCGAGAGCGUGGCCUGGUGCUCCGCUCUUUGCUGUUUUGCUGA
Messenger RNA from Verticillium alfalfae VaMs.102, 1557 nucleotides. RefSeq names its product polyamine transporter 4. The record is from RefSeq and is a predicted model, not a curated record. The coding region runs from base 1 to 1557 and encodes 518 amino acids. Gene Ontology annotation, molecular function: transmembrane transporter activity. Gene Ontology annotation, biological process: transmembrane transport. NCBI's taxonomy places the organism in Eukaryota, Fungi, Ascomycota, Sordariomycetes, Glomerellales, Plectosphaerellaceae. The transcript is spliced from 4 exons.